AUGUUUGCGAUCUCAGAGUUUCGGCCGUGCACGCGGCGGUUUCGCCCUGUGAAAAGCCACGGCGGCUCGACGACAAUGAUCGAUGUCACGAUUGCGUCGCUGGAUGCCCAAACGCCCACACCAACGAGCCAUGGACGCUUUGGUGUGUGGGGUAGCUUCCUCUACUUGGCGUGCACGAUUGCAUGCAGCGUUCGGUUCGCGUACCUGAUUCAGCACACGGCCACGAACGACUACUACUGGCGUGACUUCAACACGACCGGCACGCAAACGUUUCUGGCCGACGUGUACAACUCGCAGCUGUCAGUCGCGGUGGAUGGACGUGUUGACUCGUUGGCGUUCUCGUCGGCGUUGGCGGUGCCCAAGGACUACUCGCGGGCCACAACCGCCAUCGACUUGAAUCCAUCCCGGGCGCGAUCGCUUCUACUGAGUCCGAUGCCGAUGGACCAGAUCAUUGGCAUCUUUCGAAAUUCAUCGCUGAUUUUGAAUCUCCCGACCCCGUACUGCUGGGUCGAUCUCAACCGCACGUUUGAAUUGGCGCAUACGGCCAAGCGCCAACUGCGUUGUGAGCGAACCGAUUUGGGAAAUGCCGCCAUGUACCUCGGCGCCAUCCUGCGAAACACGGCUCGAAAAGAAAUCUUGGGGAGUGCGUUUUAUGCAUGGCUGAAUGCGACGGUGUUCCAGGCCCUCCGUCGCACCCCGACGGGUAACAUUUGGGUUGACAACAUUCACAACCACACGUUCUUACCCAUUCGCGACGAGAUCGACCUGUGGAAGUCGUAUGGCAUCAACAGGUGGAUCACCCAGCUCAGCAACAGACGGUGA
This is a messenger RNA of Aphanomyces invadans, 822 nucleotides long. RefSeq lists its product as hypothetical. Lineage: Eukaryota; Oomycota; Saprolegniomycetes; Saprolegniales; Verrucalvaceae. Bases 1 to 822 code for a protein of 273 amino acids. The record is from RefSeq and is a predicted model, not a curated record. The transcript has 2 exons.